Molecule: messenger RNA, 7755 nt
Organism: Amoebophrya sp. A25
Lineage: Eukaryota; Dinophyceae; Syndiniales; Amoebophryaceae
Source: the annotation of a GenBank genome assembly
GUGGCGCGAGGAGCGAAAGAGAAGUCCCAGGAUGAGAAGUUCCAAAAGAUAGCACUAAUGCUGGAUCGCGUCGUUGCAGGUCACCAGAGUGCUAUGGCUUCGGAAAGGAUAAGGCUCCAGGCACUUCGUGGUAUGGCAGAGGGCGAAAGUGUUCCAUCCUGUUCGGAACAGGUAGAAAGUUUUUGGGACUUUAGAUCAUCGUACAAAAACUUUGAAGAGCGGCUGUUUGAGAUUUAGAGAGACCAGAUCCGUACGAGGAAACGUGAACUGCAUUUGCGAUCAUGGUCUACUCUGUCAUUCUGAUAUAAUCAUAGUCUAUCAUUGUGCGACAAGGUAAGACCUACGUUUAUCCUUUCUGGCAGCUUUCAUCAAAGCUCCUUUGUCAGCUGCUUCAUGUAGUCUACACACGCAACAUCAUUGCUCAAGGUAAUCGUGCAAGGGCCAGAUUAUAGCGUGCUCGAAGUUUUGGGUCGCCUGGUUGCAGAAGUUCCGGAAUUAUGGUCAGCUUUUAUUCAUCUAUCUCAGCAUCUCGGUACCCUUUACCCAUGAUUGUCUACAAGGGUAGAAUACAAGGGUAUAGGCACCAACGUGAGGCUUGUCCUCCAGUGACUAUGCAAGUGAAAAGCACACUCUAAUAGGAGAGUUUUGUUCUCCAGUGACUCUGCAGCACCUCCUUGUUAAUGUCGCGUGGCCAACAGCUUUCGUGUUCCAAGCCUAUGUGGCUUUACUGAAGGCAAAUGACGAAAAAAUGAAGAAUGGGUCCGGCGGAGGAUUGAUGGGCGGGGCAAGUCCAGGUCUACACGCGGCUGAGGGAUCCGAAGACGAGGCAGUGUUUCCGAGGGAGGAGUUCUACCGAUUUCUUCUCAAUGUGCACACAAAUUGCGGUCGUCGGUUGCUCUACCAGGUGAAGGACAGCGAUGCGUCGCCGGGAUUGUCGCUAGCCGCUGUUCGCGAGAUCCUCGCUGGCCUUUUGCAGCUCGUGCGAGAAAUUCUAGCGUUCGAACGGGAUUACACGUGGUUACAGAAAAUGUACUCGCUGGCAACUGAGAUUGUCGAGAGUGUACUGCGGCACCACGAGAUCGUGGUGGAGAAGAAUGCGCCAGCCUCCGCGAUGGCAGUGCGCUACGUGGACCCAGAGCAGGCUGCGUGGCUUCGCGCACAACCCGUCUUCGAGGAACUUUUCGAGCUGGCUGCUACUAGCGUACUAGACGACGGCACCAGAGACCCUAUGUGGGCGAAAGUUAGGCUUUUUCGCAUCUUUUUUCGGGACUUGCCACAGGGUUUGUGGCCGGCAGUGGGACAGUGGUUGGCUGCGCGCUACGUCGGAAUAGCAAACCCGGAAACCGUAGUAGAGAACUUCUCGCGUGCUGCACUGAGGGACGCGCAAUGGGCUACACCAGUCUUGUCUUACAUAGCGCAGAGACGGCGGAACUUUUGUGCCAGCUGCGUAUCUAAAGGAGAAUCUCGUCAAAAUAAAUCGGCGAAUGAACGAGACCCAACGGAGGGAGGAGGUGCUUCCGGCUCGCCGCCGAACUACAGAAGCGCGAGUGAAAGUGCGAGUCCCAUGCACGUAGCCCGGUCUCCAAUCGCAGGAGGAGCCGUCACUUCCCCAACCGCUUCACUAGGAAGUUCUUCUGGAGGCGGAAACGCAGCCGCAGCUGGAGCACGAGCCUGUCGUGGCUGUGGCACUGCCCUGUUUGUGACGGGUCCGAACCACCUACCUCCGCCCCGCACAGACGAAGACGAAGAGCGAGCGAGUAGGAGCAGCAGAUUCCUCUUCGCGGUGAAAGGUUUUUUGUUAGACAAGGACCGACACACCUAAUCGCACUUAGUAGGGAUUGUCCUUGUGUUCAGUUUCGACUGUCUGCAGGGCUGCAGCGACUUUGAUCGCUCCUUUCUCUCUGGAAAUAUUUUCACAAUACCCGCUCUUACAUUUAAAUCGGAAACAUCUGACAACGGAACGCACUCCCUAAGAAUACCUGUAGAUACCCAAAGUCACCUCGAGCUCGUAUUUAAACAAUAAGUACCUAAGUUAGUCUGCUGGUCGCCUUGUUAAACGCGGUCUAGUCCAUUCGUUAAUAUUUUCACAAUACCUGGCGUUGUAUUUUUUCUGAAGUAGUUUAUAUGCCGUCUUGGGCUAUUCCCUCUUCUUAGGCUAUUCCCUUUGAUUUAACCAAUACAAAUGGACACACUUCUAAUGAGUUGCUCCGUUGCAACUGCAUAUGGUAAAAAAAUGAAGAUUAUCUGUACAUUUACAUAGAUGACACAUCAAUGAAUUAUUUUCUAUAGUAUCUCAGAGUCAGCUGUACUGGUUUUAUUACGUACGUCGCAGAGCAAGGUCUUGAAGUUGAUUAUUACAAUGUUACAAUGUCACUCGUCGAGCAGCGCAUCAUAAACAACAAAAGGAAUAUCUAGUAUAGAAAACGAAAUUAUGGAUUUUUGGACAUCACUGACUGAAGUCCAAGGACGAACAAAUCGGAUCAGAUAAAGUGGUAUGAUAACUCUGUGUAUGCAGGUGCUACCUAUCCAUCCCGUUUCUACGUCAAAGAAGCGUGAUUGUAUCAAAGGCGCCUACUAAUCUGAUACAUGCUCCACUGAGCACUUGCUCUUGCCGGGCUUCUUCGGCGAAACAAAGCCAUACUUGUUGUAUCACUAUCUUGCUCCAGUGCGCAACACUGUGGCAGGGUGUGGCACGUCUGGCGCCUGAUUUAUUGCGUCGUUUCACCUUUUUACAUGUUUGUUAAACCUGCGUCCCGUGCAAUUUGGAUCGUCGUUUCAAUGCCGCGUUUUAUUCCAGUGUUGUGGCAUGCUCGGUAAGAGCUGCGCCAGGCUGAUGCUCGGAGCGGGAAACGGGGAAAGGAAAUUGUAGCUACAGCUGGAUGGAGUAACUUCUCAAAAAGUUUCACCAGACAGCGAGACCAUGGCGACCAAAUGCUAGACCUAAGCGCUCGGCAGCACUCCUCCCACGAGGAUCCUCUACCCUCUGCGCGCACUUUCCUCGCCAUGGCGUGCCCCCGCUUCCCCGGCUCCUGCCCCGCGCGAUAGCCCCCUCGCGGAGUUGAUCGGUGGAACAAAAGCCGGGCUGCGGGCGGCGUGGGGCGGCGUGCGGCCAUUGAAUUUGAAGCGACACGCCUCGAAAUCGUAGGGCCGGGAGUUUGCUUGUCUUUUGUGAGGUGCGGCCAUCUUUACGCGAAAGCUGACGCUUUCAAGUUUCAAACUUUAAAAAUUUUUCUCCCAUGGUUUCUACUAGCGCGGCGGCCUCCUCGAGGUGCGAGCACCUACCCCCGACUAUACUCCCCGCCCGGAGUCGUGGGGGUGGGACGCCAUGGGCUGUAGCAUCUUUUCCUUUUUUUCAGCAUUACUCAACCUCAGCAUUUAAAUAUCAGGCGUAUCUUCCUCUUGCGCCUUAGUGCGUCCUCGGCUUUGUGCGGCUCGAUGAGUGUGUGAGAGGAGAGAAGCUAGCGUUGGCCCUUUCCUGUUCAACGUGCUCGACAAGAUCAAGAUCGUGGGGCUUCUGGCACAACUUUCUUUAUUGUUUGUGAACACUAGGACUGCUCAUUUUCACCCUCGAGGUGAUGCGUUUUUUAUACAAUUCCCGGCCUUGAGCCAAAAUGGCUACGGGGGCGGAAGCUUGGCGUCAAUCUUUGACGUCAGCAAUCUGAGGUAGCGAGGUAUCACGUGCUACAGGACCUCCUUCGCCUGCGUUUCCAGCUGAUCCCGGAAUAGAGAGCCACAUCUUCUACGAGAUCACUGAGCGACACGUCGCAACUUUGAAAGGAUGCAGGUCGGGUGGCGAUUAUGCAAAAGCGUUCUAGCUAUGCUUGUCGUGCAUGCUCGUCCAAGAGGAGAAUGCUUGGAAGGAGUGGAUAUCCAACAACGGCCCGAGCAUGAAUUUUCACUACAGUCGACAGUGCUCGGGCAUGGGUCUAGCUAUGCAGACCGACUAUUGGGACUUGGCGAGGAAAAUGAGGAAAGAAGGAAGUGCAUUCUUCCACAAUUUUGCUCUGCGUUUGAUUUACGCCUGAGAGACGGCGAGUAACUUGGAUGCCGUUGGAUCCAUGGGAGUAAUCGAAAACACAACCAACCUCGUUCAAGCCUGUCCAACAUCGACACGGGUGCCCCACAGGAUGACACCUGGGAACAAGCAGGCUUCUUCUGCGUCUAGUAGUUCCAGCAGUAGUAGUAGCUCGGCGGCGAAGAACAACAACAGCUACCACAAAGGAAAGGGGAAGCAAGCGGUGCAGCAGCCACACAAAGGCGACAAAAGAAAAGGCAAAAAGGGGAAAGGUAAACAGGAAGACGGUGGAGCAAAAGGGCCACCGCUGAAGAAAGCCAGAAAAAAGGGAGAAGCAGCACCAGCAGAGGCAGCACCGGCGGAAGCAGCCGCUGCCCCUGAGGAAAACGGAGAAGAACAAAACAACACUGAGAAUGUUGCUGAAGAAGACUCUGGCGAAGAGCUCUAACUCUUAUACUUGGCUACGUGGGAAUAGCCUACGUUUCUAAUAUUGUGCAACAGAGUUCAUUCAUCCGCAAUCACAACAUGCGUCGCGUUUUUUCCGUAUUAUAUUCUUUCACCCGCUGGAAUAUAGUCGAACUUGCAACCACUAUUAUUAUGGUAGCCUACACGUCAUUCAUUAGGUGGGGUAUAGAUUAAGGGGGGACAUGAUCCAGCUCCCCUGUUCUGCAAAUGAUAAGAGUAAGAAGAUGAGGAUGAUGAUCCUGGUAUUUUCAUGAACAUGAAGAUCAUCAAGAACAUGAACGCGAUGGAACUCAUUGCGUUUGCAGUCAUAUGGUGACAAAGAUCACAGCACUGAAGUACCAUGCUGAUGAUGUGGAUCCUUAUCGUGUUACUUAUGAGCAAGAAGGUCCACACAUUUGACAACUUUGCAACCGCAUGAGAAUCAGGCAAAACCUUCACGAUUUGCACAACUGAAACAGGCCGGGAAUUAUAUAAAAACGCAGCACCUCCACCUUGAGGGUGAAGAAGAAGAUAAAAAGUCCUAGCGUUCGCGAACGUAUAUAAAUGCAAUUUGUCUCCUUUGCAUUUAACUAAAAGCCUAGCGCUUAACUUUUUUGAGAUUUAUGCUUCCUCGAUAAAAUCGAUUAUUUUGCUAUUUUCAAAGUUUGAACUUGAAACUUUUCAAAGUCGCAAACUUUUUAUUUUUAUCAGCAAAGAAAUAGAUUUAAUAAAGUCCAGGGUGGCGCGUUGUAGGCUUCAAGCUGAAGGCUUGAAGCCUCAGGGCCGUAGCUCCUAAGUUCAGAAGUUGCCUACAAGUAUACCACGCCAUGCCCCUGGGUUCAUAGGUUUUUCUUGGGUUGAGAGGUCAGGGGCUGACUGAGAGAUCAGGGGUUGGCUGAGAGAUCAGGGGUGGGCUGAAAACUCAGGGGCUGGCUGAGAGAUCAGGGGCUGACUGAGAGAUCAGAGUUUGGCGGAGAGAUCAGGGCUUGGCGGAGAGAUCAGGGCUUGGCGGAGAGAUCAGGGGCUGACGGAGAGGUCAGGGGCUGACGGAGAGAUCAGGGGCCGACUGAGAGAUCCGGGGUCGAGGGAUCCGGGGUGGGGGGGAUCCGGGUUGGGAGGGAUCCGGGCUGGGAGAGAUCAGGCUUGGGAGAGAUCAGGCUUGGGAGAGAUCCGGGCUCGGAGGGAUCCGGGCUGGAAGGGAUCUGGGCUCGGAGAGAUCAGGGCUGGGAGAGAUCUGGGUUGGGCUUGGGAGAGAUCUGGGUGGCGAGAGAUAUGGGUGGCGAGAGAUCUGGGUCGGGAGAGAUCUGGCUUGGGAGAGAUCCGGGUCCGGGCUGGGAGGGUGGGAUCAUCCGGGCUAGGAGAGAUCAUCCGGGCUAGGAGAGAUCAUUCGGGCUAGAAGAGAUCAUCCGGGCUAGGAGAGAUCACCCGGGCUAGGAGAGAUCAUCCGGGCUAGGAGAGAUCAUCCGGGCUAGGAGAGAUCUUCCAGGCUAGGAGAGAUCCGGGGGGAUGCGGGGUGAGAUCCGGGGUGACCGAAAGUAAGAGAUACGGAGGGGCUAGGAGAGAUCCGGGGGGGGCCCAGAAGAGAUCCGGAGGGCUAGGAGAGAUCCGGGGAGGCUAGGAGAGAUCCGCGGAGGCUAGGAGAGAUCCGCGGAGGCUAGGAGAGAUCCGCGGAGGCUAGGAGAGAUCCGCGGAGGCUAGGAGAGAUUUUCGGGCUUUUGAGAGGUCCAGAAAGAGUUCGACUCAGCGGCGAAGAGGCGGGGUUUGGAAAGCUCAGGCGCUCACGCGUUCACGUGUUGUGUUUGUCGGUUCGUUGGUGGAUUGGAAAAGAGAGCGGAAAAUUUUUUUACGGGGGUCGCGUGUUUUUUGGUUCGUGUGUGUUUGGCUGAGAGAUUGGAGGGGGCGUUGUUGCUUUUUUUUGCUCUUAAUAUUAUCUCGGGUAUAGAUUGAUACUGUAUUUUUGAUGCUGGUUUAGGUCUUGAAGAAGUGUAAGCGAUGGGUCCAUCUACUGACAUGAAAAUAGAGGCACAGGCGGUUAGCGUGCUCCCCAGUGGGUCCCUUCAAAUCAAAUGUAAACGAAAUUAGUAUUUUUAGAACUUCUGAAAAAAAAUGAUAAAUGCCUUCUUCCAGCUUGUUGAAGACCGACGAAUAAAUGUUAUUUGACAUGACAUAGGUAGGAAAAAUGAGGAAAAUUAGACACAUUGCGAGACCACCUAUUUCCAGUCACAAUCAAUAUGUGACUUCCCCUUUCCUGAAUUCAAACUUUUGCAAUUGAGUUUGAGGGGCAGCAGAGUUAGGCUCGAUUUUGGGCUGCAGUAUGAAGAUGAUUUCAAAAUAGUGAGGGCACAGGUAUUCCUUUCCUCUCUUGGGGCGUCGUCAUAUUUUUCGACUUCUGUCAAAUCCACCACAAGUUUUGGUUGCCGUGCGGUCCGGGGCUCAAUGUAUGUACGUGACGUGUGCCCCUCGCGCACAUCCGUUGAGCGCCCCUGCCCACCAGCCAGAAGACUGCGCUUGCUCUCGAGAUAGUCUCGGUGUUCCUUUUUUUCGAUUUUUUGAAACAAGAGUAAGCUGUCGAUGCUUUCAGACUAGAGGUCACCAUUACAAUCUUAAUCACACAACUGAUCUGCGAAAGCGAAAGUCUUAGUCCUCUUUUUUAUAUAUAGUCAUAUUUUCCAUGAUGAUGAUAUCCUUACAUUGUAGACGAGCAUGCGACAAAGAAGUUUUUAGUCACCUUCUUCGCGUUACAUCAAUGCACUUGAAUUGUGGAGGAUUUGGAUUUAUUUCAGUAGAAUAUCAUACCUUUCGAGGCGGAAAGAUCGAAGCGAAACAUCUUUUUCAUCUUGAUCGGUAUUUUUCCAUACGACAAGAGUAACCUGGCAGAGGCAAUCCGGAUUCGCGAUUAAUGGUGCUUGUGCCUCUGUAGUGCAAGUGUGUUUGUUAGACCAAGCACUGACUGCGGACGGCGAAAAGAGAUGCGCGGUUUGUACUGACUUUCGCUUUCUCCAUACUGAAUUAGCGCGAGAGGACUCCCUUCGAUAUCUUCGCAUAGCAAACUACUUACCUUCCUGCCAUGACUUGAACGGCUACUUACGCUCUUGUAUGAUCAACGCACAACAACUUUUUUUCUUCCGUAGAUUAAAAUUAGAAGAUAUGCGAGAAACGAGAUAAUAAUUAGUGAUACACCAUGUCUAUACCACUAAAAUUCCCCGGAUCAUUCAAAAGAAUGGCGAACUUUUAUCCGUGACUGUACACAGGCUCGCCCUUAUAGUGGGGAAGCAAGAAGGCAGAGCAGAAGGCUG